AUGGUAGUGCCAAACGGCUCUUUGUCUUCUGCCCUAAGCCUGAUCAAGCGGUUUGCAGAUAGUUGGCUGCAAGCAAGCGACGCGAUCGACUGCGAUGACCUUGCAGCCCUGGUAGAUGCGCUUGACUGCUUGAAGAAGGACGCUCAGCAGAAGCUGUCUCUCAAGAAAGCCACCCGAGCAGGCAUGACAGCAGAUUCGCGGUCUGGGGGCUCAAGUGGCGCUAACCAAGGAGUGCGAAGAUCGUCCCGCCUCAAAGCGUCCACUCCUCGGCCGGCUUCCUCAGCCUCGCUCUUCGUCGCCGAACACGAGACGGAGUCGGAGUUUAGUGGUGAAGACGAUGAGACACUUCCAGCCGUACUCGAUGAGACAAACUCCGGCGACUACACGGGAGUGAUGGCAACGGCGCCCUCAGAGAUCCUGUUUGGAGAUCUUCCAUGGCCGAGCGAAACACCGAUGGAGACCGUUCACGAGAUUGAGGUGGUACAGAGCAGACAUGCCUUGGAGCUAGAGCCAUCCUCGCCGAUGCUCUACAGAGUAACACCCACUGUUCACGAGCAAGAUGAACUUACAUAUGUACAGCCAGCUCGAGUUUAUAGCGAGGCUUUGGCUUCUCAUCAAUCUCAUUGGGACAACACCCAGUCUGGAGUAGACAUAUUCCAUCAGACAGCACAAGAUGUGCGAACCGACAGAGCACAGUCAGGAGCCGAAUCUCCACGUCAAGUCUCGUUACAUCAACCAUUUUCAGAUCCGGCAGAGUCAGACGUAUCCGACUCGCCAGCCCGUGACAUGGAAGUCGAGAACAGCGACAGCGAAGAGAUGGUCAUGCAAGAUGCAUCCACACCACAGUUCUUCAACGAAGCGUUCGAAGACCUGUAUGGCAGCCCGUUGCAGCAGGGGUCCCAGAUAGGUGGCGAAGAGAUCACGGUCGCGUGCCAGAAGCAGUAUCCGACUGACCCAACUCACACGCCAAGCUUGAGCGAUGAUCCGAUGUUUCAAAGCUACCUAGAUCUUGCUUGCUGUGCGAGCUUUUUCCUUCCACACGAGUCUGUAGAAGACGCAGAUAGCACAGAAAUCCGAGAGCUUCUUUCACCUCUGGUGGAGGGAACACCUCUCACGCCAAGACUCCUUCACGGCCUGAUCUACUCAUUGGUUCCGGGUCCACUCCAUAUACUGGAGGUCGAUCCGAGUUCGAGUGAUAGGGGAAUGAUAGCAGAAGAGAGCCUGGCCGAAAACUUUGCCAUCAUCUUGCGCGAAAGCGAAGAGGCUCUGCCGUUGCUCGUGCUAGGAGCUGCGAAUAGGAAGAUGCUGUUUGUUCUCAGCAGCGGCACAGCGAACCUUCCGUUUUUGAGCGCAUUGUACCGAAUGCUCCAUGAGUGGAAGACAGAGUAUAUUAUACCCCACGAUGUCAGCCCACAUGUAGAGAGCACGCUUCUGUCUGUCUGGAUAGCCGAGGCUUGCUUCCAAGGACGGUCGCUGCAGAAUGCUCCGUCUUCUCGAGAACUGCGCCUACGUUUUUUAGAAGAGCUGGUGGCCCCUGUCCAACGCGACUCUGUUCUGGAGCAAUAUGGCAUCUCCAGCAAACUAGCAGUCUCACAACAGAUCGACAUCAGGCUGGCCGAGACAAGUUCUGAGGUGCAACUGCAACCACAACCGCAGAGCAACGGGGUCUUUGUGUCGAAGAUCGAGACUUUCGAUCUCGAAGCGCUGCACGAAGCGCUUCUCCAGAAGCCAGCCGACAUCUCCCGCGGACGCUGUCUGAGGAUCUUGCAGUGUGUGUAUGAGAUCGGAUCGCCAUGCAUCCUCGACUCACUCAAACCGGCUCUCACUGCAAAACGCGAAAAUCAGGCACAUCAAGCGAUGGAGCAACCCGUUGUCGAGAAGCUCUUCCGCAUCCACCUCUACUUGGACAGCCAGGAGAGCGAGAGCCACCUCCUGAUCGCCAGAAGUCGAUACGUCAAGUACUGCUACUUCGAGACAUACCUCCUGGCUGUCGCAGCGCUCCAAAGAGAGAAGCGCAGCAGCAGUCGAGAGAAGCGGAGAAUACACGCGCGGAAACUGACCGCCAGCUUCAAGCAGGGCCUCUGUGACGAGCUGCCACCGACGCCACACGACGACGAGAUCCAUCGCAUCUACGAAGAUCUCAGUCCCUCCGAGAAGAAGCGGCGGGCUCAGGACAUGGUGAAGAAUGAGAUUUCGAGAAAGGUUGCCAAGGAACACGGGGUCGACGAGAAGCGCGUCCGAUGCAACAUCAACAGGUACAUCAGACAAGGAAGAGUGCUGCACUGUGUUCUGCAAGGCGGGCUAUCACUGAAUCCAGGGCUGCUUGUCCUAUUUCCUGGUUCUGAGACCCAUGCGCCUUCUUUGAGCACGGCCGAGUUUGGGGUCGAGCUCUCAGAGCCCGAGGAAAAGAGUCUCAGCAGACCCAUUGAGAUCAAAGAGUAA
Alternaria arborescens is the source of this 2442-nucleotide messenger RNA. RefSeq lists its product as hypothetical. NCBI's taxonomy places the organism in Eukaryota, Fungi, Ascomycota, Dothideomycetes, Pleosporales, Pleosporaceae. The transcript has 3 exons. The record is from RefSeq and is a predicted model, not a curated record. The coding region runs from base 1 to 2442 and encodes 813 amino acids.